AUGUUUUAUACAGAUUUACGCUUCAGAUUUGUCUACAUGAGUGGUAUACGGUGCGACGAUUCUGGACAUCUACUGGUUGCCGAUGCGAAAACCCAUACUCUGAAGUUGCUCACGACCUCUGGCCAGAUGUUGAAGUGCGCUCGAUUUGCCAAUGGGGCUAACUUUCCAUAUUGUUCGGCAUUUGGUGUAUCGCCAUUUGGAAUGCUUAUGGCAUGCGAUCGAAGCAACAAUCGCAUGGUUUUGUUCCGUAUCGGAGAGGAGUCAGUAUCGGAGGACGCUAUAAUCACCGACGAUAUAUUUGAUCGGAUGAUGGGCGAGAACGGCGUGGAGAACGAAGUACGGCGAUUGAAGGAGAGAGCCCGUAGAGGUGUAUAA
Cooperia oncophora is the source of this 375-nucleotide messenger RNA. Lineage: Eukaryota; Metazoa; Nematoda; Chromadorea; Rhabditida; Trichostrongylidae. The record is from the annotation of a GenBank genome assembly.